This is a messenger RNA of Anthostomella pinea, 492 nucleotides long. The record is from the annotation of a GenBank genome assembly. NCBI's taxonomy places the organism in Eukaryota, Fungi, Ascomycota, Sordariomycetes, Xylariales, Xylariaceae.
AUGGCGACUGCUACUACUACCGAUUUCCCACUGGCAACGGCCGACCCCUACAGCGACGGUGGUGAUGGCGGUUCUGGUUCGGCCAACGCAGGCGGGGGUGUCGACGACGCAGCUGGUGCUGCUGGUUCAAGUCCCGGUGCUGUGCAGAUUUCACAUGGUGCCACAGUCGCUAUCAUCGUUGUAGUUGCCGUUGUUGGUGUGCUUGGGAUCUCGAUGGCGGUUCUGUUCUACCUGGCCAAGAAGAGGGAGUGGAAGGUUAGAGAGAGCAUCCGGCGGUCGGCUAGGAAAGUCGUCACGGCGCUCACACCCCGUCGCUCCGAGUUUCCAAAGUCAGUCAAAAAAUCUACGGGUAGAUCAUCCCGAGGUCGUGUUCGCCUCGACGACGUACCGCCAACACCAAGGCUUCGGCCCGAGGAUAUCGAGAAGGGGAUCGCCAUGUCAAACAUCCGACCAGGUCCUGAAGGCAGGGCAAAGAAAUGGACGAGGAAGUAG